Molecule: messenger RNA, 549 nt
Organism: Entrophospora candida
Lineage: Eukaryota; Fungi; Glomeromycota; Glomeromycetes; Entrophosporales; Entrophosporaceae
Source: the annotation of a GenBank genome assembly
AUGAAGAGGUGCACGGAAAUUUUUUCGGGUCCCCUGGAUUUUCCUGCUAAUAAACGAGCUGUCCGAGAUGAUGAGUUGCCCUCUGUAAUUGAUGAAGUGUCAAUAGCUCUGAAAUUGUAUGCUCAUAGGCAUGACCCAAGCUAUCCUACUAUCUUUCAUAAAGGUGCAACUAAUGGCAUUACUACUCCCUCUUUGUGGCUACACCCUAAUACAUCUCAACCCUAUAUUAGGUUCUCGAUAAAUGAUGGCAGGAAUUUAGGGAUUGAUGCAAUUGGUCCUGGGAUUGUUCUAAAUAAAUGGUACCAUCUAUGCUACACACUCUCGGAGCCUCUGAAAAGGAUGGACUUCUAUAUAAACGGAAAAUGGGCCGGAUUCAAGUGCAUUGAGCAAGUCUUGACUCAAUGCAUUAUGUUCAACAGAGACCAGUUAAGAAUCGGGUAUUCCAAUGAAACACCUUCGUCUGUAGAUUUUAACGGGCAGAUGAGUAAUUUUCGCUAUUAUAAUUGGCGUUUAUCUCCUGAUGAAGUUGCGAAAGAUUUUGUAAGAUAA